AUGCAAAGGUCUCAUGCUUUUCAGCAACCUCAUCAGGCUACCUCUGCCAUCUCUGCCAUAACCUCUCAAUACACCCAAAGAUUGUGGGUUAUGUGCAGAAGCAAUGAGGACUCGCAAGAUGGCUCCUUCCAAAAAUCAAAGUGCCUCCACGAAACCAGCCUCCUGGCCACUCUACCGGAGCUGUGCAUACAAACUCUCGAGAAACUUCUCAACACCCUUGCCGAAUGGCAAGAGUCGUGCCGAAAUAGGGAGCUUGCGAAAUCUGCUCAAAUCAUGACGGACUCACCAAGUCUCACCUGCCGAAGGAAGAGGGACAACCAAGUCUCACCUGCCGAAGGAAGAGGGACAACCAAGUCUCACCAAGGCCUCACUGUGGCUUCAAGCCGGAAUCAAUGGAAGACUCGACCUCUCCUUCGAACCAAGCCGUGCCGAAGUUGUGGCGCGAAGGCAGAAAUCUCUGAACCGGUCCUUCCUUUUUGUUUCCAGUCACCCUUGCUGAACGACAGCUGCAAAACCAAAGGUGUAAGUCGCGAUAUUAGAAAUUGUCAAAACUUUGCCUUUCAAAGAACCCAGCUUAAGGCAAGACCAGUUGCAUGGAGAUCCUUACCUAAUGGCAAGGAUGGUGCUUCACCUUACAAGGUCAACAAUUUUCACUCGCAGACGCAUGUCUUUGUGCUGGCCUCACGAUCCCAAGUGUACCGAAGUUUGAAAAGCACAAACGGAGGCUGCGGAAUGAUGCAACAACUUAAGCACCGAAGAAGACUCCUCGCUGAAUGA
Messenger RNA from Prunus armeniaca (apricot), 777 nucleotides. The record is from the annotation of a GenBank genome assembly. NCBI's taxonomy places the organism in Eukaryota, Viridiplantae, Streptophyta, Magnoliopsida, Rosales, Rosaceae.